AUGGAAAUCCUGCACAUAUUGGAGAGUGAGAACUCCAAUGCUUGUAGAGGAAGCAAACUCCUAUCGAAUUACAUGAUAUAUCUCUUCGCUCUGCAUCCUUACAUGUUGUCCCUCACCAUUAUCGACGUCACGCUGAAGUACGCUUGUUGCAUACUGAGGCCUUUCUUGAGGUACCGAGACUAUGAAGAAGAAAUUAGCACACUGUCGUCGCCGGAUGGAGAUGUCCCACACCCCGUCAAACCAAGCACGGUUGGAAGAGAUGCUAAAACUCUAAGCACUACUUGGCGGUAUCACAUGGAACCGUCGGUUCCGGUUCCCGGUUCCUAUAGGAACCGAACCGGAACCGGACCCGGAACCGGAACCGACCCUCUCUCUCCUGCUAAAAACCCUAACUCUCUGAGUUUCUUCCCAAAUUUCCCCUCGCUCGGUUACUCUUCCAUUCCGCUCUCUCUCCCACUCCCCACACCCACGACUCGACGAGACCCUCUCGCCUCUCCUCGCUCCGUUCGGCGUCUGCCUCGGCUCUUCCUCUGUCUUCAUCAACCGCGGUCUGGCUCGUCCGCGACGGAGGUGGGCUUCGCUUCACGGCUUCAAGCAACAUCGUUUGUCUUCGUCUUCGUUCAGGCUCACACGCCGCCGCACGCGCACCCUCUUGAGCUCGCUGUCUCGGCUCUUCCUCCUCUCGUCUCUCCGCAAGAUCGGCGUCGCUUCUCGCCGGACGUGGUUCCUCUCCGAGCAAGAGAGAAGAUAUUGGAUAAACAGCUACACAGUUUGCUGGAGCAAUUGGUAGCAAAGCAAGCCCAAGCAGAAGCCUUGGUGAGUGAAGUUCAUCAGAAAGAAAAGGAACUAGAGGGGUUGAGUGGGCUGUGGAAGAGGCUGGAGAGUAAUUCUUUGGAGGUGAAUGCUACGAGAAACCGGUUUGGAAGAAGCAUAUUUGACAAGGUUCUGCUUCUUCAGAUUACAUAGUUGACGUGCAACACAAACCCCUCUUUACCAUUGGCCGAUGGGACAGCCUGCAGAGGCCAGCUCUGCUGAGGUUGGGUUUUGUGCUUUAUAUUUUAGCUUUGCAGAUCCUAGUCUUCCUCAAGAUUUCCUUUUAAGAGAGUUUUCUGGUUUCCUGCGGAAUCAGGUCUGAUACUGUCCGUGACUCACCAACUGAUUCUUUAAGAGUUGCUAGAGAUAACGGGCUUGGGAAUGCUGAUGUUGGCGUUGGAGGAUUUUCCGACAGUAAGGUUACCCUAUCUUUCCCCUUCAAUUGGUAUUGGGCAAUUAUAGUUUAGUUCUAUUCAGGCAUUUGUAAACUUGGCAUUAUAUCCCCUGAAUAUCACAUCAGGGCAUUGUGUAUGUAUCAUUCAGAUGAUCUACUAUUGCGUUUAUUUUCGUUUUGUUUAAUUCAAAACAAAAUUAAAAAAAAAAAAACCUAUUGGAACCUGGAACCGACCCUGGAAC
This is a messenger RNA of Syzygium oleosum, 1449 nucleotides long. RefSeq lists its product as uncharacterized. The record is from RefSeq and is a predicted model, not a curated record. Bases 1 to 966 code for a protein of 321 amino acids. The transcript has 5 exons. Lineage: Eukaryota; Viridiplantae; Streptophyta; Magnoliopsida; Myrtales; Myrtaceae.